UUGUACUUUAGCCCUUUGGAGUUAGGAUGUAGUAUGUACUAUGUAGAUUGUAGAUAAUAAAUAUAAUAUCUAUAUUUGUGUCACAUGUUCGUACACAACCGUACGAUAACUGCCGAACGUAUACGAUCUUUAUCUAUACAUCAUUAAUUUGUUAAAAUUUUUUUGCACCUUCCAUUUACACACGAUGUUGUCGACUGUCGAUGGUCGACACUUGUCAUCAACUCAUUUAAUAAACUGUUGUGGUAAUGUGUAGUUUUAUUGCUGACUCGUGUAGUCUAUACAUGUGUAGAGCUCGUGCGUUUUAUUAAACUUUGACGAUCAACAAUUGAUAGUAACCACAAUUAGUUUACUGAAAAUAUCAAAUUAUCAACUUUUUAACUAACUUGACAAUUCUCAUCAAUUUCAUAAAUGAUGAAUGAUAACAAUAUGUCCAAUAUAAAUAGAUUUUCAUUAAUAACAUCUAACAUUCCUGUUGACUUGGCGUUUGAUUUCAUUUCCAAAACUGACCUACAACAGUGCUUAGAAUACCUUACAGCAUGGUACUGUAAAAUAGGCUGUAUCCAAUUAUUUGACAAUGAGAAAAUUUUGAACCUAGAUACAAUACUAAAUGAAGAGUUCCUAAAAAAAGUAAUAGCAAAAUUACCAACAGUGGAUUGUGAUGAUUAUAAACUUCAGAAUGAAAUGGAAAAUCAAUUUAAUCAAAAACUUGGUAUAUUGUAUAAUUUUAAUAUUAAAAAAUUUUUGAUUGAUUUUAAAUUACAAAACAAUUCUGCUAAUUUGGCUCGAAUAGUUUGUAAAUAUUUAAAUAAACCAAUCAUGUUUAAUUUUAAUAUACCAACAUUAGAAAAUGCUUGGGACUCUUGGAAUACUUUUAGAAAUAUGACUGGUUAUAGCUUACAAAUUGGCAUAAUUUUAUGCCUCACCGAAUAUGUGCCAACGCAUGAUGAGAUAAAUCGAUGGAUUGGUGAACCCGUACGUGCUCUAUCUAUUAAUACAAACCUUUUCAAUUUAAACAAAAAAGGAUAUCCUGUACUCAAUGAAGAUCAUGAAGUUAUUUUGAAAAUAGCAAUACAACAAAAAUGGGUAAUAAUUUUAUCAGGCAAACCCCUACCAAAUAUGAGAGAUUAUUUUUAUUAUAUAAUAUUUAUUGCUAAGAACAUAAAUAUCCCAUCUCCAAUAUUAGAAUGUGAUGAUCUUCUACAACUUCCUUUACAACCACUCAGAGAUAAUCUUAUGUCUUGUGUGUAUCAUGUAUUUGAACAAGAUCCAGUUAAGUAUACACAAUAUCAAAAGGCAAUACAUUUGGCAAUUAUUGACAAAAAGGUAAAAAAUAUUGUUAUAGCUGUUAUUGGUGCUGGUCGAGGUCCUCUAGUUAAAGCCAGUUUAAGAGCUGCAGAUUUAGCAGCAGUAAAUGUUAAGAUAUAUGCUGUUGAAAAAAAUGAAAAUGCCAUACCGACACUACUUAUGUAUCAAAAAAACAUUUGGGGUAAAUCUGUUGAUGUGGUUUUCAGUGAUGGACGAGAAUGGGAUCCACCUGAGAAGUGUGAUAUAAUGGUGUCUGAACUUCUGGGAUCAUUUGGUGAUAAUGAAUUGUCACCGGAAUGCUUAGAUGGAGCUCAGAAGUGUUUAAAAGAUGAUGGUAUUAGUAUACCUUGUGAAUAUUCAUCCUAUUUAAGACCUGUAAUGUCACAUAAACUGUUUAGUCAGACUAUUAAUAAUAAAGCCAUCGAUGAAUCAUGCUUAUCAAAUUCAAAAGAUGCUGCGUUUGAACAGUCAUACAUUGUUUUACAACCCAAUAGCUACAAACCAACCAAAACCAAAAAAUUAUUUACAUUUUAUCAUCCCAAAAAAACAUUAGAAAGCAAUGCUCGGUAUAAAUGCCUUGAGUUUGAAAUAACUUUAAACAUGCAAUUACAUGGUUUUAGUGGUUAUUUUGACGCAGUACUGUAUAAAAACAUUAAAAUAAGUAUAGAACCAUUAACUGAAAGUAUUGGCAUGUUCAGUUGGUUCCCUGUUUAUUUUCCAAUCAAAGACACAAUGCUUGUUAAAUCGGGUAAUGUUAUAUCUGUUCAUUUUUGGCGAUGUUGUGAUGAACAUAAAGUAUGGUAUGAGUGGUGUGUAUCUUCUCCUAACCAAACGCCUAUUUAUAAUUGCAAAGGAAAAUCAAAUUCUAUAAGACUGUAAUUUAUUAAAUAUUUAAUUUUUAUUAUAUUCGUGAUAUUUUAUAUUGUUGACUGAUAUUGAUAUUUUAAGUUUUAAUUGUCAAUUUUUGCUAAAUACCUAUG
Molecule: messenger RNA, 2285 nt
Organism: Melanaphis sacchari
Lineage: Eukaryota; Metazoa; Arthropoda; Insecta; Hemiptera; Aphididae
Product: protein arginine N-methyltransferase 5-like
Exons: 2
Coding region: 409-2184 (591 amino acids)
Biological process (GO): regulation of DNA-templated transcription
Cellular component (GO): nucleus; cytosol
Source: RefSeq, a predicted model, not a curated record